Molecule: messenger RNA, 455 nt
Organism: Apis florea (little honeybee)
Lineage: Eukaryota; Metazoa; Arthropoda; Insecta; Hymenoptera; Apidae
Source: RefSeq, a predicted model, not a curated record
UCACCUUUGGAAGCGGAGUUAGUUGAUAUUCUACGCUUGUCCCGCGCUCGUCGUACCACGCUACCGACAACUCGAAGAGGAAUAAUAUGGACUACACACGUAAUUUGGUAAUUUCGAUUUUUCUUGUUCUAUUGUUUAAUAAGAACAUAUCAGAUGCAUUCAAUAUAUACUUAUUUAUUCAUGAUUUUCUUCAAUAUAACAUAGCAGGAACACCACUUUUUCACGAGAAAACACAGUGGGAUUUUGAUCCAGAAAUUGGAAAACAAAGACGAGUUAGAUACGAACAGGAAAAUGGUCAUCAUGGAGAAUUUGCAAUAGCGAAGUUAGGUAUGGGAAUCGGAUACAAAGAACCAUGGGCAGAGUCUGCACAAAAACUGAUAAAAAACUCCUAAUCUGUAAAAAACCAAUGAAAAUUAUCUUAGUAUAUGUAUUAAAUUAAUUGUAAAAAUAGUAAA